UCGGAAAUCCCCUCCCAUAGUACGUAGUAGAUCUGCUUCUCCGAUCCGAUACCCUCGUUCUAGUCUUCUAGAGUAGUAAAUCUUGUUCGAGCCAAAACUUCUUGGCUCGACCGCCGCGAGUUCCGGCGAUCUCUAAUCUCAUCUUCCUCAACCAAUUUCUGCGACGAAAUUGAUAUCAGCUUUACUACUUGGACUACAGCGAAAGUUGAGAUUUGCGGCUCCUUUUACAUUUCAUUUUUUAGGACUAAGGUCAUUGCUCUUCAGAAGGCUGAAUUUAAUAUUAGAGUGACAAAAUGGUUUCUUUUGAGCUUAAUGACACAAAAAAGAUUGGCAUAGGACUGACAGGGUUUGGUGUCUUUUUCUCCUUUUUGGGAAUCAUUUUCUUCUUUGAUAAGGGGCUCUUAGCCAUGGGGAAUAUCCUGUUCAUAGCCGGAUUGAUGCUAACCAUUGGAUUGAAAUCUACCAUGUUGUUCUUUGCUAAGCCUAAGAAUUACAAGGGUACAAUUUCAUUUGGUGUUGGGUUCUUCCUACUCUUGAUAGGAUGGCCUUUCUUUGGCAUGAUUUUGGAGGCAUAUGGUUUUAUAGUUCUCUUCAGUAGCAGUUCUCUUGCAGAGGCUUCCAAUUCUUGGGUGGAUUUUUCGGCAGCCUGCCGUGACAUCGUUCUUUACUGGUUACAGAGGAAAGCGUGUACCUGUGUGAUUACUAACAGUGGGGACAAAUACCUCCUAGCCUGUGCUACAAAUGCCAAAAAAAUAUAAAAAUAAAACAAUAAUAUUUGGAAGAAUGCUCCACUUUUAUUCUAGAUAGCAUGAUAAAGCGUGUAUCUGUGUGAUUACUCCGUUUUUCCAAUCUGACUUGUUCAUUGUACAGUAUUCCUAUUUUUUUUUAAUCUCAACAAAGUUUGUUUACCCAAUUUAUGUUGGUAGAAAACUUAUGGUUUGGCUUUUGA
This is a messenger RNA of Dendrobium catenatum, 949 nucleotides long. RefSeq names its product vesicle transport protein GOT1. Bases 294 to 758 code for a protein of 154 amino acids. Gene Ontology annotation, biological process: retrograde transport, endosome to Golgi; endoplasmic reticulum to Golgi vesicle-mediated transport. The record is from RefSeq and is a predicted model, not a curated record. NCBI's taxonomy places the organism in Eukaryota, Viridiplantae, Streptophyta, Magnoliopsida, Asparagales, Orchidaceae. The transcript is spliced from 8 exons.